AUGAAGCCAGCUGUAAUCGGAGUCUCAGCACUGCUGAUUAUUCUCCCCAUACCGGGAUUACCCCAAUAUCUCGACGGGGAGUGCGGAAUUCUCAGUAAUGGAAAGCUUGCGCAUAAUAUCUCGAGUCCAUGGAUGGCUUAUCUACACACAACCGAAUUGAUAUUCGUUUGCGGGGGAACUCUUAUCACUCAAAAAUUAAUACUGACUGCCGCGCACUGCACAAAGGCCAACGAACAGCUAGUAGCUCGCCUGGGAGAGUUUAUGGAAGCAGACAGUGAAAAUUACGCGAUUCUUUCGGAGCAUCAAGUAAACCAAACCUUUGUCCAUCCUCUCUACAAUAUGAAAACCCAUGACAAUGACAUUGCCAUUCUAGGAUUGGAAACGGAUGUAAAGUACUCAGAUCACAUCAAACCCAUCUGCAUUACUUGGUGGACCACUUGGAGAUGGUAUAUAGAUACCAUUCCGGUUCUAACUGGAGCUAUAUGGGGCUUGCCAAUGGUGAAAAAUGAAAGUGAUGCAUUUAGAACUGAGGACAUUCGGCGCCAGCCCGCCGAAAUAUGUACCUCCGAAAAUGGAACCAGCAUUUCGAGCAGUCAGUUCUGCGCCGGAGACUCGGAAUCAAAGCUGUGCCACGUUGACAGUAGCUCUCCUCUGGGAGCCAUGAUAUCUUACAGAAAUUACAGCCGAUUUGUCCUGAUCGGCAUAGCCACCACAAACCAAAGGUGCAAUAGGCCCAGUAUUUACACAGAUGUCCUGAGCCACAUCGAAUUUAUCCUUUGGGUGUGGCGGCAUUACGGAAACACUAAAGAGCCCCCUUACUCUCGGGAUCUCUCUGGAAAGCUGAAACAAGAAGAAAAUGAUACCAAUUUGGAUUCGCAUCUGAAAGAUUAAGGAUUGUUUUAAUAUAAACGGUAUUUGCUUACAAAUAUUGAUUUGAUCUUAAUGCCAUUUACAUCCCUAUAUAGUUAAAAAAGCAUAUAAAUUAGUAUGCAAUUACAUGUAAGUUAAUCAAUAUUCAUGAAAAGUAUAUAGCAAAGGCACCGAAAUGGUGUGCAAAAUGCCGCGGGAACCAUAAAAUUAGGGCUUUGCUCUCUUCAAAAAUGGAAAGCGUCCACUUGAAGUGGCGUGGCGCUGCGAAAGGUAGGAAGGCCCCGAACUUCCGGCAAAUCCCGAUUUUGUUUGAACAAUUAAAAUGCCUGAAUAGCCGAAGAGCCCGCCCACAUGCCAACCGACAGCACAUUAACUACAAAUUACAUUCACAUUAGUGUUUCGGAAUUUCGCAGCCUGCCCAUCCGUCCGGCUCCUUGGUCCGUGGUUCUUAGUCCUAGGUCCUGGAUCCUUGUUUCUGGUUCCUGGUUCCUUCGCUGGGCCUUCCACUGCCCGUCCUCUUGUGCUUUUCAUUUCGUUGCCUCGCUUUUUUUAAACCAAACACCUAAUAAAUCAAAGCGGACUCCGAGAGACCCCGGGAGUAUGCUUGUUAAAUGCUCGUAAUAAAUUAGCUGCCGCCUCCCGGACCGCAAGGCCGGCCCGCCCCCUGGACACCCCGCCCACCUGCCAGACAUCCUGCCCCUUGAUUAUUGGCUUAGCUCAUGGUCUGGCCAGUUUACAAUUGCCUCCUCGCCAUCCGAUGCCCCCCAAUUGAACUCAAUCGAUGCCAUUCUUUCUCUACACUCUGUGGCCCAGACUCAUUCAUUCUGCUUGCCAUUUUUUCUGUUUGAGAUUUUUUGUGUUGUUUUUAAUGAAGUCAGCGCAAAUUUUUAUGCUGGGCUGGCAGUUAUUGGCGGUGGUGGGAGAUUCUGAGUUUCGAGAUUGGGGGAAAAGAUUUCGCGCGUUUGGCAUUCGCCUUUAUGCAACUCAUUCUUAAUUUCGUUUUGUUUGAACUUUUCGCUGAUCAUUUUUGGGGAAACUGUUUAAGACGGACGUCGGUUAUUGAACUAGGUUUCAUUUUGAAAAAUGUAAGGCAUACAUACAAAUCUAUGAAUGCCAAGCAGAAUUUCCUUAUGACAACAUAGCAGCAUAGUUUCCAUUAGUAAAAGACUCAUGUUGACUAAAUUAGUUGCCUGUGAUACAUAUUUGCUGCGCGAUUCAGUCUAAUUUUUCCUGCUGAGGCACUGAAAGCUUUGCUGCUGCACAUGAGCACCUACGAACAUUUUUAUGAGUUGCGCGUAAAUGUUGCAUAAUUGUUUCAUGUACACAAUGUCACACGCACGCGACUAACGAAGCGCUCCAUGAUCGGCCCAAGAAGUCAAAGUUCACGGGAAAGGGAGCAGGUGGGUCGAGUCAGCGCUAAUUAGAAUGCCAGCGACAGGUAGACGGCACCAACGAGCAGAGAUAGUCAUCAGCAGCUUUCUACAUCCUGCACAGAGAGAAAUCGGGGGUUACCAAUAUAGAACCCUUUUUUACGGUGAGAAGAGUCCGUAGGGUGAUUUUACAUUAAAUAAUUUGAAUGCAAAAAAAAGAUAUCCCCAUC
Messenger RNA from Drosophila biarmipes, 2470 nucleotides. RefSeq names its product transmembrane protease serine 12. Lineage: Eukaryota; Metazoa; Arthropoda; Insecta; Diptera; Drosophilidae. Gene Ontology annotation, molecular function: serine-type endopeptidase activity. The record is from RefSeq and is a predicted model, not a curated record. Gene Ontology annotation, biological process: proteolysis. Bases 1 to 891 code for a protein of 296 amino acids. The transcript is spliced from 4 exons.